UUUCUGCAUUUGGUCUAGUGGUUAGCAUCAUCAUGGCUGUGCUAUUGGGCCAUGGCCACGGCCACUGCCACGGCCAAGCUUUCGCAUGGAAGUUGAUCGUUCCUUAGGUGGUGCUCUAAAGCCAACAGAUAUUGACACAUUAUGGGUUCAUGUCACUUGUGCUUGGUUUCGGCCUGAAGUGGCUUUUGCUAGUGAUGAGAAGAUGGAGCCUGCUUUGGGUAUUCUUAGUAUUCCGUCAAGUUCUUUUGUUAAGAUGCUGCAAUUGUCUGAGUUUCAUUCUAAUGCUGUAGUUCCUAUCAAACCCAAAAAACCUUCCUUAAAAGAAAGGAAGCAGAAGUUGCUUACAUUUUUGCAAGAGAAGUAUGAACCGGUUUGUGUUAAGUGGACUACAGAACGAUGUGCUGUUUGCAGAUGGGUUGAAGAUUGGGACUACAACAAAAUUAUCAUUUGCAACAGAUGUCAAAUAGCUGUUCAUCAAGAAUGCUACGGUGCAAGGAAUGUUAGAGACUUCACAUCAUGGGUUUGUAAAGCUUGUGAAACACCUGAAAUUAAACGGGAGUGUUGUCUUUGCCCGUAAAAGGUGGGUGGUGCUCUAAAGCCAACAGAUAUUGACACAUUAUGGGUUCAUGUCACUUGUGCUUGGUUUCGGCCUGAAGUGGCUUUUGCUAGUGAUGAGAAGAUGGAGCCUGCUUUGGGUAUUCUUAGUAUUCCGUCAAGUUCUUUUGUUAAGAUUUGUGUUAUUUGUAAGCAAAUUCAUGGUUCAUGCACACAAUGUUGCAAGUGUUCUACUUAUUUCCAUGCCAUGUGUGCAUCAAGGGCUGGCUACCGAAUGGAGUUGCACAUUUCGGAGAAAAAUGGUAAACAGACAACAAAAAUGGUUUCCUAUUGUGCUUAUCACAGGGCUCCCAAUCCAGACACUGUUUUGAUUAUGCAAACCCCCCUUGGGGUCAUUUCAACUAAAAGUCUUCUACAAACUAAGAAAAAAACGGGUUCCAGGCUAAUUUCCUCUAGAAGAACAAAGGUAGAAGAAACCCCUCAAGCAGAUGAUACUGAACAUGAGCCAUUCUCUGCCGCUAGAUGUCGAAUCUUUCAAAGAACAAACUACACUAAAAAGAAAUCAGCAGCUGAUGCCGUUCCUCAUCGUGUGAGGGGUCCCUAUCAUCAUCCUUUAGAUGCAAUACAGAGUUUGAAUGCUCCCAAAGUGGUACAGGAGCCUCAGGCAUUUUCUUCUUUUAGAGAGCGCCUUUACCACUUACAGAGAACCGAAAAUGAAAGGGUUUGCUUUGGUAGAUCAGGCAUUCAUGGAUGGGGACUUUUUGCACGUAGAAAUAUUCAAGAAGGAGAAAUGGUUCUUGAAUAUCGUGGUGAACAAGUGAGACGUAGCAUUGCGGAUCUCAGGGAGGCACGCUAUAGAUUAGAAGGGACAGACUGCUAUCUAUUUAAGAUAAGUGAAGAAGUGGUAGUAGAUGCCACUGAUAAAGGAAAUAUAGCAAGGCUAAUUAACCAUUCUUGUAUGCCAAAUUGCUAUGCAAGGAUCAUGAGUGUAGGUGAUGAUGAGAGCCGGAUCGCACUCAUUGCCAAGACUGAUGUAACGGCUGGCGAUGAGCUAACGUAUGACUACUUGUUUGAUCCUGAUGAGCCAGAUGAAUUUAAAGUCCCUUGUUUAUGCAAAGCUCCGAACUGCCGCAAGUUCAUGAAUUAGGACUAUAAUAUACACAGAUCAGGAUGACAUUAUUGUUUCUCCACAAGGAGCCUAACCCAUCCCCUUCAUUAGUGGGAACCUCAUAGUUAACCUAAGCUGUAAUUUUAAACAAACCAUAGGUACAGGAAAGAAAACAGAAAAGUGGAAAAAAAAUUUUUCUUUUAAUUUUUCCCAAUUUCUUAGUGUUUGAUUUUCUUGGAAUUAUGGCGCUGAAUAAAAGCCGUAGUGGCUUUAGGCUCUUGGCGUUUUGUAAAUGGGACUCAUAAUAUUGCUUCGUUCUAUAAAAGCUAGUGCAAGCCUCAGUAUAUUUCGUAUGUAU
Molecule: messenger RNA, 2021 nt
Organism: Arachis stenosperma
Lineage: Eukaryota; Viridiplantae; Streptophyta; Magnoliopsida; Fabales; Fabaceae
Product: histone-lysine N-methyltransferase ATX5-like
Exons: 15
Biological process (GO): regulation of transcription by RNA polymerase II
Molecular function (GO): protein binding
Source: RefSeq, a predicted model, not a curated record